AUGCUCGGCUUCCGACCACUAUCUGUGGGCAAGCGGAAAGCCAAGUCGUACAACCAGGCGCCGACGGCCGACCGCGAUGUAGAAGACGGCGACCUCAACGAGAAAGGCUACGCCAGCGAUGACUACGAGGCCUACAUGUCCUCGGGCACACCAAGCCCGUCCUCGUCCCGCCACUCCUCGGGCGCAUACGAUACAAAUCCCAACAACAUCGAGUCGAGGCCGCUUCGCCGAUCCUCCAAAUCUCACCGGAGAGCCCCCUCGAAAGCUACCGUGAGUGCAUACAGCUACCGGAAUCCACGGGCAUGUACACGAUAUUUUGGGCUGGCGGUGGCGAGCACGCUGUUGUUCUUCAUGUACUUUUUGUUCAGCAGCAGUUGGGCCUCGAUACGCAAUGCGGAGCUGGGGCUGAACAAGCCGCCGCCGCCGCCCAACGUGUGGGAGAGCUUUCCCUUUCUGAAGCGAUAUCAUGGCGGCAUACGGUCACUUGUUAGCCGGGACAAGAAUGUACCGGAAUACCCAACAAAGCAGGACAUCGACCCCGAGCUGCCGGCGGAGGAGUCCAAGGGAGACGUUAAAGAGCGGAGGUCGCAGGGCGCACACAUUGCCGACUCGAUACCUUUUGACCCAUACCCGGACUACAGCGGUAUAAACUACGUAGACAAGUACGGCCCUGUCGAGACGUGCUAUCUCGAUGCGAACGAUACCAUCAAGGUUCCUGGAUUGAGGGCAUACAAAGGCGUACCCCAGGGUAUGCCGGACAACGUCAUUGGAAGCUAUGAGACAUUAGGCCUAAGGAACGACGUCUGCUUUGAGCGCUUCGGACGACUCGGUCCGUAUGGGCUAGGCUACAGCAAGAGGCGCGGUGGAACAGGCGCGGGCAUGGAAGGUGAUCGCGAAGGCAUCGAGGAUGUCUGGAAGGUUGACGCUGAGGUUGACUUCCGCGAGGUCAACUGGACAGAGGCACUCGGCAGGUGCUUGGAGAAGAACAAGGGUCGUUUCGAGAAACAACCCAAGACGGGGACUGAUGCAUUCAAGAUGCAGAAGCGCGAUACGGUGACCGAUGCCGAAGCCGAAGCCAACAGCACAGUCCACGUUCUACCAAAGGCAGCCCACAAUACGCUUCUUCCACGAACCGCCGUGCUCCUUCGCACAUGGUGGGACUACGAAUACGACGACGAAGACAUCAUGUACCUCCGCGCCCUCAUCUCCGAACUCAGCCUUGCAUCCGGUGGUGAAUACGAAGUCCACUUUCUUAUCCACGUAAAGGACGACAACAAGCAGAUCUGGGCCGACGAAGACGUCUACGCUGAGGUCCUCAAGAACGCACUGCCCGCCGAAUUCGCCGGCAUGGGCACGUUAUGGUCAGAACGCCAGAUGGGCCUAAUCUACGGCGGAAUGGAAGAGUCCAACUAUCGCGACCGGCCUGUCCAUGGUGCAUACCGCUCUACAUUCAUGCCCGUGACGUACUUUGCACACCAACACCCCGAGUUCGACUUCUUCUGGCACUGGGAAAUGGACGUGCGCUACACAGGCCACUACUACCACCUCUUCGAACAAGUCUCCAAGUGGACAACCGCCCAACCCCGCAAAGGCCUCUGGGAACGCAAUGCACGUUUCUACGUCCCCUCUGUGCACGAUUCCUGGGAAGACUUCAAGCAAAUGGUCCGUGUGCAAACCGAACACGGCACCAACAGCCAAGCCAACAGAUGGUCUUCUCAUCUCCCGCCCAACCCUCACGUCCCUGGCCCAGAAAUGCAGAAGCCUGAGAAGCACAUCUGGGGCCCGGAGCCUCCCCAAGACUACCCCGACAUCGAGAUCGACGAAAACGUCAAACCCAACACCACACUCGCCGAAGACAAGUACGAAUGGGGUGUCGGCGAACCCGCUGACCUCAUCGUCUUCAACCCCCUCUUCGACCCCGAUCAGACGAAUUGGAUCCUGGCUGAUGAUGUCACGGGAUACGACAAGAAGAACGGGCUUCCACCCCGUCGUACCGCUAUCAACACGUCUGGUCGCCUCUCCCGGCGCCUGCUGGAAACGAUGCACCGCGAACAAUCCCACUUCCGACACACCAUGUUCAGCGAAAUGUGGCCCGCAUCGUGCGCCCUGCACCACGGUCUCAAAGCCGUAUACGCGCCGCACCCCGUCUUCAUCGACCGGAAAUGGCCGACGCAGUACCUCGCUGCCAUUUUCAACAACGGACGUAACGGUGCAAGUGGCGGGGCGCGCAUGUCGGUCUUCUCCGACGAGAGACAACACAAUUUUUUGGGUACCACGUGGUACUAUCAUGCGGGCUUUGCGCCGAAUCUCUGGAAGAGGUGGUUGGGGUACAAGGUGGAUAAUGAUGGUGGAGAGGAGUUUGAGGUCCAGGGUGAAGGGCGCAUGUGCUUGCCGGGCGUCUUGUUGCAUCCGGUUAAGCAGGUGGAUUUGGUGCAGGAGAAAGAGCCGAUUGAUGAAAAGGUGGUGUGA
This is a messenger RNA of Alternaria burnsii, 2469 nucleotides long. RefSeq lists its product as uncharacterized. Bases 1 to 2469 code for a protein of 822 amino acids. The transcript has a single exon. Lineage: Eukaryota; Fungi; Ascomycota; Dothideomycetes; Pleosporales; Pleosporaceae. The record is from RefSeq and is a predicted model, not a curated record.